CUAAAUUCCGUCUUAGUCUAGAUAGAAUUAUCGAGGUCGAAGGUUAGACACAAAAAGGUUUAAAUCAGAGAAGUCUUUAACCGAGCAGUAAUUUAGAGUCCAGCUGACAGCAACUACACGGCAAAAUGGAAAGAGGCAUGAAAUUUUCAGUGCUUAGAACAGCAGUACUGAUUUUGUUUAUGACAAUUGAGUUGAAAGAAGCAUAUAGAAUUGGAGAGGAGAGGAAGGAAAUUGCAUUCAGGAAAAACAAGGAUCUUCUCCACACAGCACCUUGCAGUGGGUGCAAUAAAGACUCUAAUGCGAUCAGAACACAGUACCAUUUGUUGCGGAUAAAAGAGAGAAUACAAGAAGCUCUUGGAAUCGCCUCGGGUGAACCAGCCACAAAUCUAACCGCCCCCAGUGGCUCUUUUUUAAGUCGGGUUGAAGAUCUUAUGUUUUCGCGUACACAGGGUGAACUGCUUCAGCCAACAACAGCAGAAAGGCAAAUAUUGCUUGGCGAAACAGAAGCAUCCAAUUUCAAAAGCCAGAUUGAAAGUUUGCUAUUCAAAAUUCCGCUGGAUUCGCGAAUUUCUGAUUCGAGUCUUGUUCUGGCGGAAUUGUGGCUGCCUGCUACAUUGGCGCAAGAGGAAUGUGACUUAAAGAUAAAAGUUGGAUUUAAAAAUAGAUUCUUCCAGCUUUUCACAAUGCCUGUUUCAACCAAACGACUUUUGCAAGUCAAGAAACCAGACGGUUGGAUUGCUCUGUCUCUAUCAGAUGAAAUGAAACAAUAUGUUAAGUCCAGAGCAGGAGGAGUUCUAAAAAUCUAUGGAGCAAAGUUGAUAUUAGAGAUGCAAUUUCCAAAGAAGGAUUUGCUUGAUAGGAACUCGAAUAAUAAGCCCUUCAUGGUGAUAGAAUUUCUCAAGAGUACUAAAAGGCGACAGCGAAGAGGUGUGGAGUGCAACCAAGGAAGAAAGUCAGUUUGCUGCAGAGAGAGAUUGACGGUUAGAUUUGCUGACAUAGGCCUAUCACAUCGUAUCAUCGAGCCAAGGCAGUUUGAAGCUUACCAUUGUGUAGGGACAUGCGGAGCGUACAGCAGAAGUGACACGACAAGAGUUGAAAUUGUCAAAUACAUGAUGAGCAGCAUGCGAAAACGAAAUGAAAAAACGGACCAUAUUAAGUUCUGUUGCACUGCUGCAAAAACUUCACCACAGAAACUCCUUUACUACAACAAUGAUAAGACAAAGAUCCUUACAAGGAUGCUAGAUGGCCUCAUUGUUGACGAGUGCGAUUGUCUCUAGUAAGCAGACUAUCACCAAUGUCCACUGUGGCUGCGUAAACAGAGUCAGCAACAAUGUGAAUCUCUGGACAUGAGAAGAGUACUUCUAGAUCGAUUCACGUUGAUUUAAGAAUGGGAAUCGAGCAGCACUUGAGUAAAAACGAAACAUGACUUGCAUGGUAGAAUUCAUGUUUCAAAGAACGCAAAAAAUAAUGAGGCUUUACCUCAGUGCGUGAAAAUAGAAGAAUUCCCGUUUUUUAAUGGUUAUUUGACAGACAGCAUCAAGUAAAAGUAGUUAUAUUUUCUAAGCAGAGGAUGUCUCGCGCCAUUUUAAUGAUGUUGCAGAGAACUAUACUUAUUAUUGAUAAGGGUGUGAGUGCCGAAAUUAUAAUAAUUUGCUACUUUUCAGGUUAAAGAGAGUGCUAGAAUUUGCUCAUCUUGUUUCAAUAUCCAUUGAAUGUCCAAUUUUACUUAUCAAUUUAUGAACCUUACUGAUGCAAACUUUACAAAAUGUUGAAGGCCUAGGCCAUUUUUAUAAAAACCUUUGCAGAGAAAUACAGCCGAUUGCUAAGAUUUAUGAUAUGCCCCACAAAAACGCCUCAUAAGUAUCACGGUUAUUUGGGACUUUGAAGAUGUUUUUCGAGCCUUGUCUACAAACCACUGAUAGAAAUAAAAUUUCUGAAAAACUUUUUAUGCAGUCAUCCUUUGAACUGUGUUGUUUAAGAAAAUAUCACGAUGAUCGGGCAUUGAAUGAAUGUUGAACUUGGCUAUAUUGUACCCAAACAUGGAUCGAAAGUAAAAAGUGAUGCCUGAUUGGCUCUAUGUCGACCAAUCAGUGUCCGCUAAUCUCUGUAGUGAAUGACAUGUUAUUUCAACAAGAACCAAAAAGUGAGAAUAAAAAUAACUAAAAAUUCUAAACGCCGACAGAAGAUGACUUGGCUUUCAAUGGCCACUAUUACGCUUACUCGAGAUGCAAAUAACUCUAAACCUUACGACAAACGCACCUCUUUAAUCUGUUGAGUUUUGUGUACCAAAUAAGCUUGAGCGAUUAGAAAGCUUUGCAUGAAUUUCUUUGAGUUUCAUUUUCUUCUUGAUAAACUUUAACUCAGACCGAUUCAUUUUCAUCUGUAUUGUCAGAAAGUUAUCUAAGGUAAUUUUGUUAAGGAUUUCAGAAUAUCGAGACACUUAAAAUAUCUGUCUUUUAGUAAAAUUAAAUAAUUGGCUUGCUUAGAUAAUUAUGUUUUGACCUCUAUGUUUUGUAACUUGUUGUUUUCACAAAGUAAUUUAAGUUUUUGCCUCAGACCAGAGAAGUUAAUAUUUAAGAUCAGUCUGACACAACCUCUUUAAAGGUGGUGAAUUUUCUGACGGCUUAAGCAAUUUCAAUUUGCUUCAAGUACUGGCAACUAUUUUUAACGUUAUAAUUUUUUUCUUCUUGUGAGCUGAGCUGAUGGUUCCAUUCAUUGCAUCAUUUUUUCAGCUUAUUUAUCAUAGGGUUUUUUUGCGUUUAAGCCUAAAUAAUUUAUUCUAACUUUUGGCAUGGUAGCCAUAGGGCCUGUGUUAACAUUGGCCAUGUUGAGAGUCUGUUCUGAUUGCAAUGUUUUCAUGAUCAAUUCCAGAAAUUCUUUA
Molecule: messenger RNA, 2881 nt
Organism: Rhopilema esculentum
Lineage: Eukaryota; Metazoa; Cnidaria; Scyphozoa; Rhizostomeae; Rhizostomatidae
Cellular component (GO): extracellular region
Molecular function (GO): cytokine activity; growth factor activity
Source: RefSeq, a predicted model, not a curated record